This is a messenger RNA of Phalacrocorax carbo (great cormorant), 7237 nucleotides long. NCBI's taxonomy places the organism in Eukaryota, Metazoa, Chordata, Aves, Suliformes, Phalacrocoracidae. The record is from RefSeq and is a predicted model, not a curated record.
GCUCUUCCCAGGCUGCCCCAGCCCGGCUGUGCCCAGGGGGACCCGGGACCCCCGGGGCAGGGACGGACCCUCUGCCCCUCUGCGGGCGAUGGGGCAGCACCCAGCGCCGCGUGUACAGAGUUGCGUAACGGGUGCCAAGCGUUCAUUAGAGCUGCGUUCCUGCAGCGUGUUUGAUGUUAAACUAAUGCAGACGUUACUGCGAUAACAUAAAAAUAUGUGAUGCAUUUGUCAGAGGAGGAAAAGGACCACCCCAUGCACGGUGCCAGAGAGGCUGAAUCCCAGGUUUGCCGUCGCUUGCCAGGGACUGCGAAUGCAAUGAGCGAGGAAAACUCCUUAUGCGUUACUGUUCCUGUAGAGACUUUGUUGCUUCACCUCAGAUCUAUGUGACUCUGGUGGAAGGAUCAUGACUGAAGUCCUCUUCUCUGCUGCUUUGAAUGGAACUGAACCCAACCUGUUAUCCAGCAGCGGCUGGUCUGCGGGAAACGCCACCACCAAGUGUUCCCUGACCAAAACUGGCUUCCAGUUCUAUUACCUGCCCACUGUCUACAUUCUGGUCUUCAUCACUGGGUUUUUGGGAAACAGCGUGGCCAUCUGGAUGUUUGUCUUCCACAUGAGGCCUUGGAGUGGCAUCUCGGUGUACAUGUUCAACUUGGCACUGGCCGAUUUCUUGUAUGUCUUGACGCUGCCUGCCCUCAUCUUUUACUACUUCAAUAAAACAGACUGGAUCUUCGGAGAUAUCAUGUGCAAGCUGCAGAGGUUCAUCUUCCAUGUGAACCUGUACGGCAGUAUUUUGUUUCUAACUUGCAUAAGUGUGCACAGGUACACGGGAGUGGUGCACCCCUUGAAGUCGCUGGGGAGGCUGAAGAAGAAGAACGCGGUGUACAUCAGCACCCUGGUCUGGGUCAUUGUGGUGGCUGUGAUUUCUCCAAUACUGUUCUACUCAGGAACUGGGAUAAGGAGAAAUAAAACCACGACGUGUUAUGACACAACGGCCGAUGAUUACCUGAGAAGUUACUUCAUUUACAGCAUGUGCACCACAGUGCUUAUGUUCUGCAUCCCGUUCAUACUGAUUCUUGGUUGCUAUGGGCUAAUUGUGAAAGCUUUGAUUUACAAAGAUUUGGACAAUUCUCCUCUCAGGAGAAAGUCUAUUUACCUGGUUAUUAUUGUGUUGACAGUCUUUGCUGUGUCUUACCUUCCCUUCCAUGUGAUGAAGACCUUAAAUCUAAGAGCCAGGGUGGAUUUUCAGACUCCACAAAUGUGUGCCUUCAACGAUAAGGUUUAUGCCACUUACCAAGUGACGAGGGGUCUGGCCAGCCUCAACAGCUGCGUUGACCCUAUUCUUUAUUUCCUGGCGGGCGAUACCUUUCGAAGGCGGCUUUCCAGGGCGACCAGGAAAUCGUCCAGAAGAAGUGAACACAACGUGCAGUCCAAAAGCGAGGAAAUGACUCUCAAUAUUUUAUCUGAGUAUAAACAGAACGGAGAUACAAGUUUGUGAACGAAUGCAAAAGAUUUAGGAACAGUUUGAAAAAAAUCCUCUGCUUUGAGACAGUGGGACGCUGUAGUGCUUGAGUGCGUGAGGAAAAUCUACCAGUCUCUCAAAUUCGUUUUAGGUAAAGCCUCAUUUUCUGAUCUUAGAAAAAGCGUAACAAAGUCAGCAGAAGAAUUUUAAUGGAAAAUAACGUGUCAAAAUUCAGCCUUCCUUCUCCUUACAAUAUUCUCAUUUCUUUCUGACUUGUGUCAGAUAAAGUAAAAUGAAGUAAAUCCCCUAAAGGAAGAAAGCAAUCCAAGUGCUUCUGUUUUAAUGACUUAGUCUCCCACAUUCGAAAACGUUCUCAAUCAGCCUCUCUUUAAAAAUAGGAAAUAAAAAUAAGAGCGAGCAGUAUCUUCUCUUCUGAGGCUUAGUCCACAUACCUAGCCUUUUGCUCACUUGCCGUCGUAAACAAGUGUUUAAAUCAAAGUCACGAUCCAGUUAUCUCACUUUUACAGUUCUAUUAUUUCUUCAUCUACUUCUAGUGUUGGUAAUUAUUUGAUAGUUUGGUAGCAUUUAUGACAUUUAUGAUUCAGUCUUCUUUGAGUGCCGGUGUUUUACAAAAGGUAGGCUUACUGAUGUGUGCAUGAUUAUGCUUUCAGAUUACGAUGGUUGUUCGUGAAAAACCUGGACCCCCUUAAAGGCAAAUUGGCUUCCAGGUGAACUGACACCUCAGCCACUGGCAGAUAAGCAGGUCUCUCUAGGAACUGGUGCAAGCAGGCGCCUGCUUUGCACAUGCACGUAGCGGUGCGUUUCGUGAACAGAUGUCGGCAUGCAAACGCAUGCGGAGGUGAUUUGGUUCUGAGCAGCUGAAGGUCUGAUCCUGUCUUCCGUGCUGAGGAAAACCAGCGGGUUGUCAGCCGGAGGAGCCACAGGACAGGGCUGAGCACGGACUGGGCUCACCUGGGGAGCGCCUGCGCGAGCUCUGCGGAGCCGGGGGCGAGCCGCCCUUCCCGAAGGCUGACCAACAUCUCGCUGCAGCGUGAACGCUUGACUGCCGGUGUUGGGAGCCUUGCUGGAGUUCUUUACGGGUAAAACAUGAGAAAUGUGUGUGCUGAAAAUAACUGUACCUUUCAGACAAGUUGCUCAAGUUACUUGUGUUUUCAUUUGGUACGAGAAUAUUUCUGUUCCUGUCACUCUUUAGAGAUAACGUUAAGAGUUGUUUCCCAAGAAAAUAAUUAUUAAAAUGGAUAAUAUAAAUGUUUUAUAUAUAUAAUAUAUAUAAUAGGGGGGAAUUAAUUUUUUUGUACUGUGACAAAUAAAUGACUAUUAACAAGGUAUUGCAAUAUACUACAGACUAAAUCUGGCCCUUUACUAUGUAUCUUCUCCAAAUGUGGAAUAGGUCAUCCAAAAUUAGCCAAACUGCAAUAUUGUGUAACGCGAAAGCUAGUGAUCAGAGCACAGAGGAAAUCUCACAUAGGCAGUCUUAUUCAUUUCUCAUAUUUCUAAGAAAUGUAUUUGAAAAUAUUGUGUGCUAAAAAUGUUAUGAAAGCAUGCUCUGAAUUAUAAAUCUAGUGUACAAAAUUAAGUUCUGUAUAAUCCUAAGGGUGAUUUUAAUAGAUCUUCAUUCCUCCAGUCUUCAUAGUAAGAGUAAAAUAUUUAUAUUUUACUUACUGAUUUCCAGUGAUUGGUACCAAACAAGAAUAGCUCUAGUUAUUUUUUGACAACAUUGUAAAGUAGCUUCUGUUCACACGUACAGCUUCUUAGUCUGCAAAAUCCCUAUUUAUUGAACUUAUUUAUUAGAAAGCUAACUGUAAAGUAUGUAAAGUGUGGUUCUCCAUAUUCAUAUUCAGAAUUGGGCAUUAAUGGAAAAUUUAACAGCACAUUUCAGUCACUGUAAUACUGUGUCUUCUAACAGAACCUCUUUAUAAUAAACUCAAUUCCACCCUGGCUAUUCACUGUUGAUAUGUAACCUAGUGAUAAAUUAAGCUACUGAUUUGUAGCCUAAAGAUAAAUUAAACUGCUGCUUAGGAAGCAUGGCUUCUUAAAGCAACAUUAAGAUCCCAUUUAGCUCUAUAAGAUGAAAAAUGUAGAGGUAGUGAAGAAAUUCCAACCAAGGGUCAAUUGCUAAUUAAUCCCUACUGACAAAAGGCUGUGGAACAGCGCAGCCUAUUUAUAUCACCAGAGAAUGAGCCUGAUUCUCAAUAAAUGACUUCUUCUAUUAUGUGAUUAUUUGAGAUUUCAUUCAACCGAGGCAUGUCUUGUUUGGAAUGGCAGAUGAAUUAAAUGGGGAGAGAGCAUAAAAAUAGGAUAUUCUCCGAAUCUGCUUCUCCAGGUUCAAAAUCGUAUUCAUUUCCCAGGAUUUCAUGGUCUAUUUCUCUUUUUCACUUAGGAAAUAAAAUGUUCCACUAAUCCAUGUCUGAAAAAAGAUCCUAAACAGACACAGCAGAAUGUAAAACCAUACACCCAGGUUGGUCCUUAUGUAGUUACUUACAGUCUUUUUGCAAUAUGUCUCUUUAAUAUGGCAAAGUUGGCUGACUAUUACAGUGUGUAUGAAAUCCAAGUGCAACAAAACUCUACAAAACUAACCAGCUGUAGCAGGCUGGGCAUGCUGCAGGAGAGACCCACGGCCCGGACAGACACCCUGCCAGGGAGAUCCACCUUCUGGAGCUCGUUUCGGCCACCUCUGUUCCAGCAUCUGCCCUGCAGUCUUCUGGGUCUUGUACACCUGCAAUGUUUUUAUGCUUUCCUCGUGAACCGUUGGACACUCUCUGUUUCAUCUUGCCUCACUGAAGGGAGCUGUGCAACCAGCCAGAUUAUUCACCCAGUUCAUUACUGAGGUCUGUUCUGAUUAUUUAAUGAAGAUCUCUUCUGAUCAGCCUUGGCAGGCAACUGCACUUGGCAUCUUCACCUCACAGAAGUGUAUGGGAGCCUCCCACCAAACACCGAGAAGGAUCAUUAAAUACAUUUUACACACAGUUUAUUUUCCAUCUUCCCGAUCCUAUGACCUGCAGUGCUAACACCUCAAACCGCAUCCUGCUCUGAUGUGACUCCCUGCUGUACACAUACUGAGAUGUCACAGCCUCCUCUGAAUCCAGCUGGAACUUGAAGCUGAGCCUCAAAACAUCAUGUAAGGUUCCCGGUCUUUUUUAGAAGUAUUGCUGUAUUUGACAUGGGGCAGUUGGAGCCACUGCAAAAUCAUGCCAGAUUCGUAUCUCCUCCCAGACGCUUACCUUUUACCUGCAGCAUGACGGAAUUGUGUCUGUUGGGCCACCCCAUCAGAGGGGAAGCUGGUCAGAUGUGGGGGGAUUGGACACCACUGGGACAAAGACCAAGCAGUUCUUCUCCAGGCAGCGUGAUGGCUGGUGCCGUUAGCUCCUGGGGAACUUGGCAAGACUGUUCUUAAAUAUUUGCCUUUUGGCACUUAUCCUUACUAUAAUAUAUUUGUGGAAGACAGUCGGUCCACCAGCCUUAGAGGCAAAAGGUGAUCAUCCCUGUGUUUAUACGUAAACAUCUGUGAUGGGUAUAGUCGAAGAAGUCUUUCUAUAAGCCACUCAACUGGAGUUUCUUUCUGACCUAUCAAAUAUGCAAAGAGAAUGCAAUCUCAGCUGCAGCCUUUGGCCUGUUAAUUAAUGAUCAAGGACGACAAUGGGUUGCGUUCACUAGGAACGAGAUUCAGCUCAUCAUCUCACUACAGGAAGACCACCUAAAAGAUCCACCUUCCCUCAUUGUGCUGCAUUAGCCUUCAACUAACAAAUGAGAUGAAACAUUUUAUGAUUUCGUGGUUAUGCUUUUAACCUAUUUUUCCUCUGGGUAUAUUUGGGAAUCUUAACAACUACAAAUCAUUCACUGAAGAUGCCAAAAGGUUUGAAGUAAAUAGUUAUUUAGAGCUUAAGUUUUGCCAAAGCAUUCUACAGUGAUCCACGCUGAAACAAAUUAUUAUUCAUUAGCUAUAUUUUGCUUCCUCCAGCUCAUAGGGUUAAUUUUUUUCUCAUUUAUGUCCAUAACUCCCACAUACGGUACUCUUCAACACAAAAUGAAAUCAGUAUGAAAUAUACACAUGAUCUGCUCUCAGUUUGUGUAUUUUCAUAACAGCAUGCAGGAUUUUUUGUUUUAAUCCAGUUCAUCCGACACCAAGUUAAUGAAAUAAUGAUCAGACAUAGGGAACCAGAAGGAUCUUGCCUGACCCUGCUUUGAGCAGGAGAUUGCACUAAACGCCCUGGUAAGCUGCCUCCCAGCGCGAAUUCCCCUGCAGUCCUGUGGAAGGUGACUGUGGGAAGCUGCAGGGCCAUUUCUGCGGCCGAUGGCCCAUGAGGGAGGGACUGCUGCAGAGCAUCCCACCGCCUUCCUGCUCACAGCCAAGGGCAGAAGCUGAAGAUUUGUGGGCUCAUAGACAUGCUGUAAUAGCCCAAAGAGGGAUCAUGCCAGGUUUUCUUGAGCCUGGCAUCCUUCCCUUCGCUUUCUUGAUGAGGAAGGGCAAGGCGGGGCGACACAGAAGGCUCCAGGCACCCCGGGGUGCAGGAGCCUUGUGGAGCAGGAGCCCCAGGGCGCGGGCACUGCUUCUGUGGCUGCUUCAGCUACAGGGCUGAGUCCUUCUAGAGCCCCCUGAGUGUAACACGCUUGUUCUGCUUGCUCUGGUCCCACCGAGAGCCGGGCAGAACAUGUGAUGGAAAGGGCUGUUCUUCCCCGCUGCCACACACGGACAGUCCUACCUGGAAAGUCAGGUCUGUAGCUGUUAAGCACACUGGCCCUGGGGGUGCCAGGAGACAAAAGAACUGCUAAUUGCCUUUCUGGGAUUCUUUUUUUUUUUUUUCUUACUAGUUUUUGUAUUCAGAUUGGUCCAGAACAAAAACAUUAAUAAAGUGUGGUAUGUCUUAACACAGGUAUUACUUACUUCUGUGAUAAGCUUAUUAUUUUUCAAGUCUAUACAUUUGUAUUUCUUACCUGCAGUAGUUGGAGACUAACUCUGGAAAAAUUUUUGAAGGAAUCUAUAGGCCUGAAGUUGAAUUUGAAUAUUAAAAAAAUGUAUUCCAAGCUCCUGAGCAGCCACAUUUGACAGCUGCCAGUUGCAAGCGGGACGGUGCAGGUAGAGCUGCAGGGGUACGCUGGCCCUCAGGUAUAAGUUGGUUUGGCCCUACACUAAAAGCCCUUAACUUAAAAAAAAGUAAUAAAACCAACAAUUAUAGUUGCUUGAAUAGGACUGUUUCACCCUACUUACAUUUGCUGUAUUAUUCCUAAUUUUAGGUGCUUUGCACUGAAUCAAAGCCUACCACAGACUAUUACUUCUGGAGCCUAACUGUAUUGGCACAGUAAUUUCAAAUACUUUGGGGACAUAUGACUUGUGAAUUAAAACCACUACUUAUUUUGUGGCUAUGAAUUACAGUGUGUUUCAAGGAUAUACGUGAAAAUGUUUAUUUUUCUAUUGUACUGUGAUUUUAAUAUUGCUAAGUUCAAUUUUUGUGUAAAUACUAGUGAAAUUUGACUGCAAUAUCUGCAGAGACAGUGCUACUUGGUAUUUAAGCUCAGGCUAUGUAACCGCUUUAAUUAAAUAGUAGUAAAAAAAGCCCCUUAUUUGUCUACUAUUUUAACGAAUAAAAGGAUUUUGUUUUUUAAUAAAGCAUGGGGUUGUUUGCAUGUACAUUUACUGUUAGGCAUGGCUUUUGAAGUUGUAACUAUUUUUAGUGGCAGCAGAAUUGCAGCCACAGAGUUACUGGCACUGUACCUAGCAACCUCACUUUGAAACUGCUCCAAUAAAAUUAUGAAACACUU